UCCCUUAUUAUCAACAGACAUGUGGCACUGCAGCUCUAGAAGCUAAAGAAGAUAAAAAAGGCAGUGGCAGAAAGUGGAAUUGACUGUUACCACUUGAAGGCAGAGUUCUUUCUGUAGUUGACACACAUCUUUGUUAGGUACAGCAUACAGCACAACUACAAUGGUGAACUGUAAUUAUGUGGUACUUGUGAUCUCCUACAUAUUGCUAAAUGUCCAUCCAUUUAAGGCUAAUGCAUGUCAAGAAAGUUCAACUUCAUUUUCAAUUUCUACUCAACGCAAUAUUACUGGACACUGGUACUCCGAAGUGGUAAUGGACUUAGGCAGUGAUGAGGAAACUGAUGAAGAUAAGAAACAGACUGGUCCAUGGAACCUUGGUAUGAGUUUCCACAGGAAGAGAUGUGAUGGAAAAGAAUCAUUGUCAAUAGUGACAGCCAUAAGAGUUCCACCACCAAAACCUGGUCCUGGUUACGAAUAUUUUGCUGGUGUUGGUUAUUACAAAAUUCACACCACUCUGAAGACCUGGAGUGAUGCAAGAAAGACUUGUGCUGAUGAAGGAGGACAUCUGCUUAUUUUGAAUUCAGAUGCUGAAGCAAGUGUUGCCAAACAGUUGUUUUCACGCCACAAACAAAUUUCAGGAUGGGCAUUUAUUGGUUUCCAUGACAAAACCACGGAAGGAACAUACAUCACAGUAUAUGGUGAACCACUUCAGAAAACAGGCUAUACAAAAUGGGGCAAAGGUCAGCCAGAUAAUGCUGGUGGUAGUAAAACUAAUGAAGGUGAAGACUGUGGAAGUAUUGCCCAUGAUAGUACUUUAAAUGACCUUCCAUGUGGUUUCAAGGCUCCAUUUAUAUGUGAAUAUGAUUUGUAAUUAACACUAACAAAAUGAAGCACAGAUUAUAAAGAAAACAAAGAUGAAGAUGAUACCCACGUGCUAUGAAGGUUGUUUGAAAAAGCUUUUAUACUGAUAUAUAUAUGUCUCUAUUAUCAAAAUAAAAAAUUGUACAGGAGGAACUUUUUGUAAAACUAAA
Messenger RNA from Schistocerca piceifrons (Central American locust), 1028 nucleotides. RefSeq names its product hemolymph lipopolysaccharide-binding protein-like. NCBI's taxonomy places the organism in Eukaryota, Metazoa, Arthropoda, Insecta, Orthoptera, Acrididae. The record is from RefSeq and is a predicted model, not a curated record. Bases 161 to 868 code for a protein of 235 amino acids. The transcript is spliced from 5 exons.